Molecule: messenger RNA, 753 nt
Organism: Hipposideros armiger (great roundleaf bat)
Lineage: Eukaryota; Metazoa; Chordata; Mammalia; Chiroptera; Hipposideridae
Product: cysteine-rich secretory protein 1
Exons: 7
Coding region: 1-753 (250 amino acids)
Cellular component (GO): extracellular region
Source: RefSeq, a predicted model, not a curated record
AUGACAAUGAACCACUGCUUGUUUUUGGCUGCUGGCUUUCUGCCUGUUUUGAUUAUAAGAAGAUAUGAGGCCAAACUAACAAUGGUGACUUAUAAUCAAGUCCUCACUCAAUCAGGAACUGUCCAAAGAGAAAUUGUUACUCUACAUAACACCCUCAGGAGAGGAGUGGUACCAUCUGCCAGCAACAUGCUGAAAAUGAAUUGGAAUGAAGAAGCUGCACAAAAUGCCAGGAAUUUGUCACAGUAUUGUGACUUGGUAGAGAGCAACGCCCUUAAGAGACGAAUUACAAAUACUUUCUGUGGAGAAAAUAAGCAGUUGACAUCUUAUCUUAUAUCAUGGUCAAAUGUAAUUGAAAUCUGGUACAAUGAGUCUAAAUAUUUCAAGCAUGGGGAAUGGCCAUCAGAGGAUGAAGGCAAAACAGUUGAUCAUUACACUCAGCUUGUUUGGGCUACUUCUUACCUCAUUGGCUGUGGAGUGUCAUUAUGUUGCAAAAGAAUAACACCUCAAUAUCUCUAUGUUUGUCACUAUUGUCAUGAGGGAAAUGAACCUGACAAAAAAAAUGAACCUUAUCAGAAGGGAAGUCCAUGUGGAGACUGUCCAUAUAACUGUGAAGAUAAGCUUUGUACUAACCCGUGUGUCUACUACGAUGAACACACUAACUGUAAGAAACAAAAGAAGGUACUUGGAUGCCAACACCCAUCAGUUCAACUACUAUGCAAAGCUACUUGUCUCUGUCACACAGAGAUAAAAUAA